UUUAUUAGGAGCUUAGGUAUUUAUAAUCCGGGAGAAGAGUGUUUAAAUAAACCAAGGAUGGAGGCUGAGGGUCACAAAGGGAGGGAAACACCAGCUUGGAUGUCUGCAUCCUUUGCACUCACACUAUUCAACACUUAGGACACUAACCUUCACAGGGAACAGGUGUGAAGUCUAAUCCAUUUUCUUGCACUCAAGACCAUCAGCAGCAAAUUAGAUCAAGAUGAUUUUUCUCAUGGACCUCCAGAUGAUGCUGCUGGAUGUGAUUUACUUCAUCCUGCGCAGCUCCGUGCGGGUCGUCCUGCGCCCGCGCACCAAGCCCAUUGACGGUGAGCUGGUGCUGAUCACCGGAGCAGGAGGUGGCCUGGGUCGUCUCUUUGCUCAGGAGUUCACCAAGCACGGUGCAGACGUGGUGCUAUGGGACAUCAACAGCAGUUCCAACGAGCAGACAGCCAAGCUGGUGCGUGAGAUGGGGGGCAAGGCGCACACCUACACGGUGGAUGUGACCAACCGGGAGGACGUGUAUCGCAAUGCAGAGCUUGUCAGAAAGGACCUGGGCCGAGAUGUCACAAUGCUGGUGAACAAUGCCGGAGUGGUGGCAGGGGAGCGCAUACUGGACUGUCCUGAUGAACUGAUGGAGAGGACCAUGAAAGUCAACUGUCAUGCCCUCUUCUGGACAGUGAAGGCUUUCCUCCCCCAGAUGAAGGCCCAGAAUCACGGACACAUCGUGACCAUCGCCAGCGUCCUCGGUCUCUUCAGCACGGCUUGUGUCGAGGAUUACUGUGCCAGCAAGUUUGCGGCAGUGGGUUUCCAUGAGUCUCUGGCCCAUGAGCUGCUGGCUGAGGAGGUUGAAGGAGUGAAGACUACUCUCGUGUGCCCCUAUAUUGUGGACACAGGCAUGUUUGACGGCUGCAAGAUACGGGAGGAGAUGGAACUGCUGCUACCCCCUCUCGAGCCCCAAUACUGUGUUGAGCAGGCCAUGAACGCCAUCCUGAUAGACCAACCGCUGGUGUGCAUCCCUCGCCUCACCUACCUGCCUUUCCUCUCCAGAGCGUUGUUGCCAUGGGAAUCCAAUGUGGUUGUGUAUCGUUUCAUUGGAUCUGACAAGUGCAUGUACCCCUUCAUUGAUACCAUGAGGAAACAAGUGUGUAAUACCUCCAUUAAGGUUGCAUAAUCAUACCUAAAUACAUUUAUGACAACUUUGGGAGUUCAGACCUUAAAAUUAAAAUUGAAUAUCAUUUAAAAGGGUCCAUGGUAACUUAAAAAAAAAAUAAAAAUCCUCCUGCUUGUGUGAAUAGCAGUAAGCCAAACUGCUCAGCCACAGCCAGGAUUCAGUCACAACAUGGUGUUAGUCAGAAUUACUGCAAAAUGGAAGGGACUUUAGAUUUUAAAACUGAUCAUUCUGAAACCUGUACUAGAUGACGACUCAGCCAAGUGGUCAUCAGCACACCAAAAAGAUUUCAGUAAUGUUAAGAGGAAGUUUAAAGUCCCUUCAAAAUAUUUCCACUGUAAAUCUGUCAAAUGACAGGACAGUUAUUGAAUCCUGGACUGAUCAAAAUGGGAAUGGUCAUGUCUUUGUCUGAUACUAAAUAAUGUACCUGCAUAUUGUGCUGCAUUAUGUUUACAUAAAAUAAAAUGAUUGAAAACUA
Molecule: messenger RNA, 1646 nt
Organism: Seriola aureovittata
Lineage: Eukaryota; Metazoa; Chordata; Actinopteri; Carangiformes; Carangidae
Gene: rdh20
Product: retinol dehydrogenase 20
Exons: 5
Coding region: 221-1171 (316 amino acids)
Cellular component (GO): lipid droplet
Molecular function (GO): oxidoreductase activity, acting on the CH-OH group of donors, NAD or NADP as acceptor
Source: RefSeq, a predicted model, not a curated record